AAUGUUGAAAUAUGGAUUCGAUAAAGAGCAUAUCGCUGGGAUUUUUAUAUGGACUAUGGGACAGUAUAAAGGGCAUGACUCUAGUUUUCUACAUUGAUGCCGAGAUACACAGGUUAAAUGCGGAAAAGGAGGCUGAGCGUCAGCAACGGUUGCAAGAAUGUCAGCGCAUGAUGCGUCGCAGCCCUUCGCCAAUUCCUUCAUCAGCGUCUGCCAUGUACGAUGAAGAACGUAUUCGUGAAAUGACAGCAGCCAGGGACGAAAAUCCAGAUGAGCGACGUUUAGACAGUUUGCCGAAAAAACAAAAGUCGGAGCCAUCAAUACCAUUUAAGCAGAAGAAAAUAGCCAAAAAGGUUUUAAAGUCCUGUGCCCUAAAUGGUGGUUUCACCUGGAUGAGCAUCAUCCUAUUUGAACGAAUUCUACUACCAACAUUGAAAUUCAUAUUGACUCUGUGUUAUGGCGACAAGUCACAGGAUCUCCACAUGAUAUGGGGCUGGCUUCAAUCAAUCCUAUCAAUUAUUUUCGGAAUGAUGUGGGUUCUGCCGAUUUUCCUCUUAAGCAAAAUCGUAUCAUCGCUGUGGUUCGCCGACAUUGCCAAUGAAGCCUACAAGGUGCGCAAGGGCAAACCCAAUCUUAUACCCAGUAUAAGCAAAUUGGUUGCUGAUUUCCUUUUCAAUUUGGUGGUACAGGCGCUAUUCUUAAUUCAAAGCAUGCUAGUCAAUUUGCUGCCCCUACCGUAUAUUGGGGGAUUUUUAUGCUUCAUACAUCUUUGCCUACUGUACUCGUUGUAUUCAUUCGAAUAUAAGUGGUUCAAUAUGGGCUGGGAAUUGCACAGACGCUUGAAUUAUAUCGAAAUCAAUUGGCCAUAUUUUUUGGGAUUCGGUGUACCCCUAACAGUACUGACCAACAUGUCGUCAUCCAUCAUUGUGAGCAGUUGUAUAUUUUCGAUAUUUUUCCCACUAUUCAUAUUGAGCGGCAAUGAGGCCAAGCCCAUUGUUGGAACGACUGAAACCCCUCUGCGCCUCUUUUCGCCCGUAAUAUUUGUUUCUAAUUUAAUAUUUGGAGGACGUAAAGCGGCCAAAAUAACUGCCAACGCUAAAAACGCACAAAGCAAACAUACAAUGUCGCAAUAUCAACAACGACAACCGUACCACCAACCAGCAGCACAUCAUCGACACCAAGCUCAAGAAGAGACCACAAAGCGCAGAGUCGUCGCCGACAUUCGUAAUCAACAACCCCAAUUUCGCUAUCCCCAGCCACCGUCGCGUAUCAGUCCAGCUCGUUUGACACCUACACCGGAACGUCAGAUUAGGUACGCCGAUGGCAGUCGUAUUCUAUUGCCAACACCCGCUCCAGGAGUUGUGAAAAGUGUUCCACCAACAAGAGAAGGCAAAGGUGGUCAACGAAGGUAA
Molecule: messenger RNA, 1409 nt
Organism: Musca vetustissima
Lineage: Eukaryota; Metazoa; Arthropoda; Insecta; Diptera; Muscidae
Gene: tank
Product: etoposide-induced protein 2.4 homolog
Exons: 5
Coding region: 12-1409 (465 amino acids)
Biological process (GO): macroautophagy
Cellular component (GO): endoplasmic reticulum
Source: RefSeq, a predicted model, not a curated record